This is a messenger RNA of Dichotomopilus funicola, 2847 nucleotides long. Its product is annotated as von Willebrand factor type A domain-containing protein. The coding region runs from base 1 to 2847 and encodes 948 amino acids. The transcript has 3 exons. Lineage: Eukaryota; Fungi; Ascomycota; Sordariomycetes; Sordariales; Chaetomiaceae. The record is from RefSeq and is a predicted model, not a curated record.
AUGGCUGAUCACGGUCACGUUUGCGGGCUGUAUUACAUCGUCCCGCACCCCCGCUACGCAUACCACACCCAACGCAAGUACCUCCAGCAACUGUCACUCUCAGCCCAUACCAAGAUCGUCUCGUCGACCAGCCGGACCACCCUCACACAAAACUUCGUCAACCCUAAGUCGGAGAAGCUCAAGGAGCUGCGGUACACCUUCCCUCUCUACGCGGGCGUUUCGGUCGUUGACUUUGUCUGCACCAUCAACGAGAAACGGGUUAUCCGCGGGGUUGUUAAAGAGCGCGCUCAGGCAAAAAAGACGUACCAGGAAGCCGUGGACCGUGGCGAAACGGCUGGGCUACUGGAGCAGCUGCCGGAAGCCAGCGAUGUUUUCACAACAACGAUCGGCAAUGUGCCCGAGAAUGCCGAGCUCAAGAUUGAGAUCACGUAUCUCGGUGAGCUAAAGCAGGAUGUGGGCAUCGAUGGAAUCCGGUUCACCAUCCCGACCAGUAUUGCGCCACGGUUUGGCGACUACCCCGGCGAGUUGGAGCCGAGUACUGGCAUCGACAAGAAGAAGAGCGGCAUCAGCAUUGUGGUCGACGUCGAGCUGCCCGCGGGUUCCAACGUCAAGAAUGUCCAGUCGCCAUCUCAUCCGAUCUCGGUGACUCUUGGUAACACUGCCGAGGGUGCGGCUCGCGGCGCCGACAUGUCACUGCAGAAGGCCUCGGCCACCCUGGCUUUGUCGACCGCAGAGCUCGGAGACGACUUUGUCCUGCAGGUCGUGGCAACCAACACCGGCGACCCUGUGGCCGUGCUCGAGACACACCCGACGUUGACGAACCACCGCGCACUGAUGGCCACGCUGGUACCCAAAUUCAACUUGCCCGCGUCGCGGCCCGAGAUUGUUUUCCUCUGCGAUCGCUCUGGUUCCAUGAUGGGGUCGAACAUUGCCAAUCUCAAGACUGCGCUGCAGUUGUUCCUCAAGUCGCUUCCCGUGGGCGUCAAGUUCAACAUCUGCUCCUUUGGCUCACGGCACGAGUUCCUGUUUCCCGAUGGCUCGCAGACGUACGACCAGUCUUCCCUCAAGAAGGCCACGGCUUAUGUCGACACAUUUGAGGCGGACUUUGGCGGCACCGACAUUUAUGACCCUAUGGAGGAUGCCUUCAAGAAGAGAUACACCGAUAUGGAUCUGGAGGUGUUUCUGCUGACUGAUGGCGAGAUCUGGAACCAAGCUGCGCUCUUUAAGCUGCUCAAUGAGAAGAUUGCCGAGAGCAAGGGCCGCGCGCGGGUGUUUAGCUUGGGUAUCGGGAGCGAUGUGAGCCAUUCCCUGAUCGAGGGCGUGGCGGAAGCAGGGCAUGGGUUUGCGCAGUCGGUGGGGGAUGACGAAAAGAUGAACACCAAGGUUGUGCGGAUGCUGAAGGCAUCUCUCACACCGCAUAUUGACGAUUACAAGCUGGAAAUCAAGUACGGCAAGGAGGGCGAGGCAAAGGGUGCGGAUGCGGAAGACGAAUUUGAGAUUGUCGAGAAGGUUUUGGACGGGUUGGUCUUGGAUGUGAACGAACCGACUCCAUCGGAAGGGGCCACGACAACCGAGGAGAAGAAACCCAUAUCCUUCUUCGACAAGUCCGCCGAUCCUGACGUCGAGAUGGCCGAUGCCUCGCUCGAUACCUCGUCGGGCGGAAAAUACUCACAUGUCCCGGCGAUCUCGGAGCCCAAGUUUCUCCAGGCCCCUUUCCUCAUCCCCCCGAUUCUGCCCUACUCCCGCACUACCGUCUACGUCCUAUUUUCUCCUGAGACCAUCCAAAAGCAGCCCAAGUCCGUCAUUCUCCGCGGCACCUCGCGCCACGGACCGAUCGCGCUCGAGAUUCCGGUGACGGUGCUCGAGGAGAAGUCGGAGACGAUCCACCAGCUGGCAGCCCGCAAGGCCAUUCGCGAGAUGGAGGACGGCCGCGGCUGGAUUUUCCACGCCAAGGAUAGCACUGCGGAUGGUGCUCAGUUGGUUAAGGACAAGUACCCCGGCCGUUUCCAGGACAUGGUCGAACGCGAGGCGGUCCGGCUAGGCGUGACACACCAAGUUGGUGGCAAGUGGUGUUCGUUUGUGGCAGUGGAGGGUAAUGAGGAGAGGCACGAGCAAGAGGAGCCAUCUCAGCCCGAACCCGGAUUGCUAACCACUUGUUUCUUUCCAGCGGCAACAGCGAGCUUCGCCCCCAGAGCCUUUGCUGCACCCGUAGCUAUGUGCGCCAGCGCAGCGGUGCCUCCGCCACCUGCCCCGGGCGGUGGUAGCCCGUUCGGGAGCUACGCAGCUCCACCGCAGGCGCAGAUAGCACAGCUGGAUAUGUAUUCGGAUUCAGGGUUCAGUACGGUCGGGAUGCCACGCAGGAAGGCGAAGGGCAUGCGCAACAUUCUACCCUCCGAAGACGAGGAAGACGAAGAGUCUGACGACCAGGGGUUUGGGUUGAUGGAUGACGGCCCCAGUUUCGUGGAACCGGAGGACCUCUCAAAGCUAUCACAAGCUGAUCAGCUGAACCGGCUUGUCGACUUACAAACUUUCGAGGGAUCCUGGGCCUGUGAGCCACGCCUCCUGGGGGUCAUCGGGCGCGGAAAGCUGGACGAGAAGACGCUCUCGCAGGCGGCGGCUAAGGCUGGGUUCCAGGUUUCUGGGUCUGCGUUGGAUGCCUUGGCGACCGCGUUGGCGCUGGCGUUUUUGGAGAAGGAGAUGGCGGAUGAGGCGGAGGAGUGGGAGAUGUUGGCGGAGAAGGCGAACAUGUGGUUGGAGGGGAAGUUAGGGGAGAUUCAGGGGGAGGAGAGGGGUGUGGAGGAGUAUUGUGAGGCGGUGAAGCGGUUUUGGGAGAACGUGAGGAAUUAG